Ostreobium quekettii is the source of this 399-nucleotide messenger RNA. NCBI's taxonomy places the organism in Eukaryota, Viridiplantae, Chlorophyta, Ulvophyceae, Bryopsidales, Ostreobiaceae. The record is from the annotation of a GenBank genome assembly.
AUGGCGGGGCGGGGCAGCAGAGACGGCCCCAUCGACUUUCAGGGUGCCUUAGAUCGGCAGCUCAAGCAGCAGGGCGACAUUACGUUGAAGGCCUUCGAGGACAAGUACACGCCAACCGGCUGCGGGGACCCCUACCUCGACCGUGUCUCCUUCGACGUGCGCCGCGCCAAGUUCUGGGACCUCUUGCAGGUGGACAUCGACGAGUACAACCGCGAGAGGCCGAAACGCAGUCGGGGCCAGGCUGGCGAAAGGAUGCCCGCGUACAGGAUGGUAGACUCGAGACUGUCGGAGGAGGGGCUCCGACACAUGCAGAGGGACGGCUUCGCGGUGGGUCAGCCCCGCUUCGGCAGUUUUGGAGAUGCGUUCCAUCAGAUCUACAGCGACGACCUGCCGGUGUGA